AUGUAUAAUAUCUUCUCUGAACUCGUCAAAAUUUACGUCUGUGAAUUUGUUGAAGGUGUUCUGUGCAUCCUGAACCAGGUUAUUGAUGGUGAUGUUAAUUGUUAUGGGUCCUGGAGGCGAUUUUUGGAGUACUUAAUAAAAGCAAGUGAGAAGAAGUGGUCUGACUGUCAAACUGUUAUCCUAGGUCCUCCAGCUCCAGUCCGAACUCUGAAGUAUGAAACACAGAGACCAGUGAAGAGAGGACUCACAAAGGACAUAACCUGUCUGAAGGAUUUUAUGAAUGAUCCCAAAAGAGAAGAGCCUCUAGUUGGUUUAGAACAUGUAGUUGAAAUCAGAUUUCAAGGAAGAAAAGAGCCACAUUAUGAGUGCAAGCUGUGUGGGUUUAAUACAGAGAUGGCACCUAUGAUAGAACAUCUUAGUGGAUAUAAACACAGAAGAGCAUACAUCUCUAAAGAAUUUCCAGAUAAAAUGAAGAGAAAGACAACAGAUGUAAAAGAAUGCAAAGUCUCAUUUCUCAAACGGAUAGCAGGAGAGCUAGAGAAGACUGAAGGAUUAAAAAUGUAUAAGAUUAAAGGUUACAUAAGACCAAGUACCUCACGAUGGUUGAUAAGGCUGAAUGAGAGGAGCCAGUCUGGUCUUGCUGCUUGUGAUGCUUUGGCUGGUGCUGCUACUGCAGAACUGGACAACCAAGUGAAACUGGGUGAUACUAGAGCACAGCUGCUGGUGCUGGAGUGGGGAGGUUUUAUCAGUUCAGUUGCUGUUAGCAGUGGCAUUGAGACUUUUCACAUCACCUCAGACUCAGAAGCGACACUUGUUGUUCGGAUUACACAGGAACUCACAGAAGCUUUGAAGGCCUUUUGUGAAAAGAAAGCAGCAGUUAAUUAUACUAACAGUCUGAGGCCACUGAUGUCCAUAUCUCAAGAUGAAUUUCCAGGAAGUAAAAGCAUCUCAAAACACUAUAAGCCAUAUGGAAAAUCCAAAGGAAAUUCUAACUGGAAUGAAAGUUUUUUGUCUCAAUAUGAAGAGUGUUCUGCAGAUGCUUCUUUUGCUCCUGCUGACUCGUACAGUUACCAAACAGAUGAUGGAUCUCCUUCCUAUGGGCUGAGAUCUAAUGACUUUGCAAUGAUGUCUGCACUCAGGGACUCUCUUGCUCUUCAGACUGGAAGUCCUGCCACUGGUAUCCGUGAACGGCUGAGACAGUUCAGCCGAUCUGCUUCUGGCAGUAAUUCAGCUGGUGGGGGCUCUUCCUAUGACACAAGCCCAGUGAGUGAGUACUCAGCAGAAUACAUGUCCAACGAUGUGCGAGGAAGUGAGCUCCCUGAUACCAGAAUCUCAUACGGCAGGGAAAGUACGAAUUGGAGGAAUCAACAAGCGUGUACGAAAGCAAGGAGUAUAAGUGAUCAAGGAUUGCCUUAUCUCAGUUCUUCUGCUUCAUAUCCCUCAUCUGGAAGAUAUUCCACAAACUACUCUUCACAAAGCUAUUCCUCUUACAAGAAUGAUGAGUCUGUCAAUACUUGUACAUCUUCUGCAAAUUCUGCUGUCUCAGGAAGAGGUGGCUCCAGGUGGAACGAGGACUCUAGGUGGAACCAGAGCUCUAGCUGGAACAAGAAAUCUAGCUGGAACCAGGAAUCUACGUGUCAAGGAUUCAGGCAUCAGAAGUCAGGCUACAAGAGUGAGUGGAGUUCACAUCAGUACUCGUUUUCUGGCAGUGGUUUGUACAGAGAUUACCAGCAAUUCAGAAGCUCAGAUGAGAUGUUUGAUGACGAUGCUGUUGGUCUUACUCCCAGCAUUUUGAAUAGACUACAAGGAAAGGAUAUACCUACAACGACCAGGACACUCAAACAGUUGGCUCCAUAUUAUCCAGCACUUCAAACCAGCAGCUCAUCCUACAAAAAUGACUUACGAGAGAUGGCGACUUUGGAUUCUGUUUUACUUGUUCUCACUCAGUUCAACCCUGCCACCUUUAAAGGGGGAUUCAAGGAAAGCAUAAAUCCAGGCUACUGA
Tauraco erythrolophus (red-crested turaco) is the source of this 2004-nucleotide messenger RNA. NCBI's taxonomy places the organism in Eukaryota, Metazoa, Chordata, Aves, Musophagiformes, Musophagidae. The record is from RefSeq and is a predicted model, not a curated record.